GAGUGCGUUGAAGGAGCUCAGAAAAACAAUUCUAGUCAUUAAAUUUGUUGGUGAUAAGAGAAUAACGGAGAUCUCCCCACAAAAUGGUGAUUCCGUGAAUAAAUAUCACGUCCUCAUGGAAGAUCUUAAGAAGCUUCCACUCACGGUGAAUUGGAGAAAAAUCGCCUCUGUCACCCCCAAUAAUUGUUUAUUUAAAUAUAGACGAUAAUGCAGAUGCCUCGGAAAUACAAUAGAUAAAUUAAAUGCUGAUAAUACCGAGUCAGUACUGAGAUAAACAAAAACAAGUGAAUGAUCGCUCUCAAUUGUGACAAUUGUGGUGGUUCCGGAUGACCAUUGGCGUUCUCAUGGCAUUGUGCCAGUAAUUGAUCAUACUUGUUAUCAUUAUUUCCUGAGGUGAUUGGGCGGACAAUGCGGUAAAUUAUCGUCGGGAAAUGUCUGUUAUCAGCCGGAAAGUAGUCAUGACAUGUGCUGUGGAAAGUUUCACCGCUGCAAUGGCGCUAGUGGAUCCAGAAAUGGUGAGUUGGAGUCUGCACUCCUUCCUCACAUGCAGCGAGGGCUGUCAGUCUGGGAUUUAUCAGUUUGCGAGCACGCGAUACGAUGGAUCCAGUGUUAUCGUGAUAUGAGACAAGAGUUUUGGUGUUGAGAGCGUGCGAUGGACUUUUGACAGCCAGAAACCAUUCAGCAACAGCUCUGUUCGUUUGUCCUUGGUGUUUUUGAAGUGGAAGAUACAGUGGAGUGGUGGAGGUGAUAGUGGAAUAAAUGAGAAGAUGGCAAGGGUGAAAAUAAAUGGGCAACAAUUGCCCAUAAAGGCACAUUAUUUCUUCUUCAUGGCAGCGAUGGGUCCCAUACUCCCAUUCCUCCCUGUGUACGGAAAACAACUUGGGGUGUCCUCAGUGGCAAUGGGAACGAUAACUGCUGUCCUGCCUUUCCUCUAUCUCCUCUCGAAACCUCUGUUCGGAUUCCUCGUGGAUUAUUUUCGUAACUGGAGGAAGAGCAUCUUCAUUGGCAUUCUUAUUUGGUGCUCUUUGUCCUUUGUGCUCCUGUAUUGUUUGCCGAGAGUACCAGAGUUACCCAAAGAUGUUGAACACAAUCAGAAUUUUACGAGGGAACUUGUCUGCGGAAAGAUGGAUCCUUGCAGGAAUCAGAACAAUGACACGUGCUCCAAGAAUCAUAAAUCUCAAAUCAUCUGCUCGCACGUGUGCAACACGACUAUUCAACGAUUUUACGUGACCAUGAAAUUGGCUGACCUUGAUGGAAAGCACCUGACACCGCAGUGUGUGAUAGCCGAUGAAUCAGACUCCAGGGAACUCGAUCCCUCGAUAUGCACCCCCAGUUCAGACUGCACAAUUAAUUGUCCUGUGAGGCGUGAUGACAUGGAAAUUGACACCUCGUGUCUUCUCGAGAGCUAUAGUUUUUGGAUUUUUGUGCUUCUUUUCUCACUUGGCAGCAUCGCCUUCAAUGUCACCAAUUCCAUCAGCGAUGCGAUAUGCUUUGAUGUUCUUGGGGAAGGUGGCCACAUGGGCUACGGAAGACAAAGAGUCUGGGGUACAAUUGGUUUCGGCGUAGCAGCCCUGAUAUCUGGUGGAGCCAUUGACCUAGCUUCCAAGGGUCAUAUUGUCAAGUCCUAUACACCAGCAUUUCUGCUGGUUCUCAUAUUCACGAUUGUGGACGUUUUUUGCUGCACGAAGCUGGAGCUGCCAGCGGUCACAGGCUCGAAGAACAUCGCCAAAGACGUUCUCAAGCUCCUCAAAACUCAAGUAAUUUCAAUAUUCCUGGUCUUCGCAACAGUGGCAGGCAUCCUCGACAGUUUUAUCAUCUACUUUUUAUUCUGGUACCUGGAGGAUCUUGCCAUUCAGACGAAUCACUUGGACCAGAUCAAGUUGAUCGAGGGAUUGAUUGUAGCUGCUGAGACACUCGGUGGAGAGGUGGUGUUCUUCUCCCUCUCUGGGAAAAUCCUGAAGAAAUUCGGCUACGGCUACAGCCUCACCUUUUGCUUCAUCUGCUACGGCCUGCGAUUGGGACUAAUAUCACUGGUAUCGAAUCCCUGGUGGGUAAUUCCCAUUGAAUUGCUCAUGCAGGGGCCAACUUACGCCCUUUGUUACACGAUUAUCGUGGGAUUUGCCAGUGUUGUGGCACCUCCUGGAACUUCAGCUACCGUCCAGGGAAUUAUUGCUGGAAUGGAUGAUGGGCUGGGAUUUGCAUUGGGCAGUUUAUUGGGCGGGAUUUUGUAUAAAAAAAUUGGAGGCCCGGCCACCCUUCAAGUAUUUGCUGCCAUCGCUGGGCUGACAGCUGCAAUUUACUUCAUCACAUACUGGACGAUAUUGAAGGAGAAAAUGCCAAAGACGAAGAGCCAAGGCACAAAUGACAAAGCCAACAGAGACGAUAUUGAAUGGAAAAAUCCUGAGGCUGCAGCCCAGGAAUGUCAAACCCUUGGGGAUUAAUUGGUGCCAUUACGUUUUACCUCGAUGCCAUAUUCUGAUCAAUUUAUUGAUAAGAGAUAUUUUUUUACAAUAUUUGCGACUAUUUUAUAAAAAGAAUCCAUUACAUACAUAUGUACAUCGAUAGAUUAUAUGAAGCAGCAUGUAAAUAAAAAGAUAUUCUCUAU
Diachasmimorpha longicaudata is the source of this 2605-nucleotide messenger RNA. RefSeq names its product major facilitator superfamily domain-containing protein 6-A. The transcript is spliced from 7 exons. The record is from RefSeq and is a predicted model, not a curated record. Gene Ontology annotation, cellular component: membrane. NCBI's taxonomy places the organism in Eukaryota, Metazoa, Arthropoda, Insecta, Hymenoptera, Braconidae. Bases 768 to 2441 code for a protein of 557 amino acids.